AUGGCGGAUAGAUUCCCUUCCUUGGAGGACUUUGAUUCGGGAGCCCAGACAGAUAUUAAGGACCCCUCAGCCGAGCCUUCAGCAGACGACUUCCUUGCCAGGGAAAAGGCCAUUCUCGGUGAUGAUGCAGACCAGUUCGCGACAAACCAGGAUGCGGCUGCCUUGUCAGGAGGUGACGACUUGCUAGGAGGAGGCGAUGAUGCACAGUUCCAGAGCCAAUUCCCCGAUAUCACAAGUCCCAACGAGGGCCUCGCUGGAUCAGGUACCAUCACCGGCCCAUCCGUAAGCUACAACUCCGGCUACGCUGCCGCCUACACCGAAGAGGAGGAUGAGCCCGAGGUCAUCAAGGAGUGGCGCGAGAAGCGGGACGCCGGAAACGCCAAGCGAGCGGAGCAGUUCGCCCAGCAGCGCGAGGAGACAGUCAAGGAAGCACAGCAGAACAUCGACGACUUCUACGACAACUACAACAACAAAAAGGAGAAGAUGAUCAACCAGACCCGCAAGGAGGCCGAGCAGUUUCUUGCUAGCCGAGAGGACACCACCUCCGGCGGCACCAGCUGGGAGCGCAUUUCCAAGAUCGUCGAUGUCAGCGGCAAGGGUGCCAAGGGUGGCGCCGCUGGAUCCGGCAAGGAGAGAUUCCGUGAGCUACUGACGAGCCUGCGAAAGGAUGAGAAAGCUCCCGGUGCGGAGGGCUACUAG
Phaeoacremonium minimum UCRPA7 is the source of this 699-nucleotide messenger RNA. RefSeq names its product putative clathrin light chain protein. NCBI's taxonomy places the organism in Eukaryota, Fungi, Ascomycota, Sordariomycetes, Togniniales, Togniniaceae. The record is from RefSeq and is a predicted model, not a curated record. Gene Ontology annotation, cellular component: clathrin coat of coated pit; clathrin coat of trans-Golgi network vesicle; plasma membrane. The transcript has 3 exons. Gene Ontology annotation, biological process: clathrin coat assembly; clathrin-dependent endocytosis; intracellular protein transport. Bases 1 to 699 code for a protein of 232 amino acids. Gene Ontology annotation, molecular function: clathrin heavy chain binding; structural molecule activity.